GGGCCCUAAACGUUACUGCUGGUGGGAGAAACUUUUUUUUUCAGGCAAGGUCCGUCAAGUUGUGGCACCCUCGACCUAACAGGACACACUUUGUACCAAACAUUUGCGCCCAGCUCAACUUUCAACUCCUUUAACAGUUACAUCGCUUAAGGCAGCAUGGAGGAGUCUUCAGAGCCAUCUCACUGGGUGUCUUCAUCGCUGCUGGGCUCAGAUACUCUGGCGGCCUUCUCUUCUGAAUCCGGUCUUCUGCCUCCAGGAGAGGACGGAGAUGCCUUCUUCUCCAGCCAGGACGCAGACUACACCAACCUGUCCUCCUUCUUCUCCAGCCCGAGUCAGAAUCGAACACCGUCCACCUAUAGGAACGGCUCUGUGCGCCAAGCGUUCACCUCACCGAGUCUCCUCAGCAACCUCCAGCUGCUGGACGGGCCGACCGCUCACUCCCUGGGCUCGGCCUACAAUCCUCCCGACAGCACCUGGAGCGGCAGCCAUCUGAGCAAAAGCACAUUCCCCACCUCUUUGUACAUGGGGCUCUCCUCCUCUCUCACCCCUUCCAGGGAUGGCUACUCGUCCCCACUUCGAGAAAGUCCUCAACCUCAGGAGGCCCUCAAGGCCGAGCGUAUGAGUCCACUUGAGGGGCCGACGUCCUGCAACGGGUUUCUAAAUCUGACCCCUGCGGUCGGGGGCAUGUAUACGCCGACAUCCCACUCGCACACGCACGUGCUAAGCUCUUACGGUCCAUACAUGACGGGCCCUCAGGACUACGCCGCGGCCAACUACUACAGCAGCCCCGGUACCUGGAUAAGCCCCGCCUACUCUCCAAAACUUCGCAACAAAUUGAGAAUAUCCACACCAGAGGCCAGAGAGUGUGUUAACUGCGGAGCCACGGCAACCCCACUUUGGCGCCGGGAUGGAACAGGCCACUACCUGUGCAAUGCCUGCGGACUCUACCAUAAGAUGAACGGCCAGAACAGACCUCUGAUCCGACCCAAGAAGAGAUUGAUCGUCAGCAAGCGUGCAGGCACACAAUGUGCCAACUGUCAGACAAGCACGACAACACUGUGGAGACGCAACGCAAACGGGGAGCCCGUGUGUAACGCUUGUGGCCUCUAUUUUAAACUCCACAAUGUCAACAGGCCCCUCACGAUGAAGAAAGACGGCAUUCAGACUCGCAACAGGAAAGUGUCCAACAAGAACAAAAAAGGUAAAAAGGCAGCCAUGUUGGAGACGUUCGCUGAUGCCGCCCCGUCGCUUUCCGCCGAGGACAACGGCGGGCCCUUUGCCCUCGGCCAUGCGACUCUCCUGACUUACAGCCCCGCACCUCACCUCAUUCCCGGCCCAUCGCCUCUGCACGCUUCGGCUCCCUUAGCAUACCCGCACCACCGCAACCUGGGCAUGAUGCCCACGUUAGUUUGAAUGAGGGUGAGUGCGGGCUAGCUGGUGAUGUAAAUAGAAGCAAACUUGAUGUAACUGUCUUUUUGAUUAUUCACGGUGUGAAGAUAUUCAUAAGUGAUGUCACGGUCUGCACUGUAAAAAAAAAUUGGGGGGAAGUUUAAAUUG
Messenger RNA from Syngnathus acus (greater pipefish), 1557 nucleotides. RefSeq names its product GATA binding protein 1a (gene gata1a). The coding region runs from base 157 to 1413 and encodes 418 amino acids. The record is from RefSeq and is a predicted model, not a curated record. Gene Ontology annotation, cellular component: nucleus. Lineage: Eukaryota; Metazoa; Chordata; Actinopteri; Syngnathiformes; Syngnathidae. Gene Ontology annotation, biological process: cell fate commitment; positive regulation of transcription by RNA polymerase II; negative regulation of transcription by RNA polymerase II. The transcript has 6 exons. Gene Ontology annotation, molecular function: zinc ion binding; RNA polymerase II cis-regulatory region sequence-specific DNA binding; DNA-binding transcription factor activity, RNA polymerase II-specific.